Molecule: messenger RNA, 3072 nt
Organism: Osmerus eperlanus (European smelt)
Lineage: Eukaryota; Metazoa; Chordata; Actinopteri; Osmeriformes; Osmeridae
Product: patched domain-containing protein 3-like
Exons: 4
Coding region: 83-2860 (925 amino acids)
Cellular component (GO): membrane
Source: RefSeq, a predicted model, not a curated record
CCAAACAGCCUCCACCCACAGUGUUACCAAGUGAACAGUUACUAUAUAAAGAAGUGGAUGACUUUGUCCUCUGAGAUUUCACAUGGUAGGAACUACAGCUGGUGCGAUGCGCUGCGGACGCACAGACUGCAUCGAGAAGCCUCUGUCUCGCGUCUUUCAGAAGCUGGGGCGGGUGGUGGGCUCCUAUCCCGUCUGUUUUUUUGUCAUCCCUCUGAUCGUGUCGGCGUCUCUGGGAGGCGGAUUCUACUUUCUGAAAGACAGAGAGGACAACGACGUGGAACGACAGUUCACACCCAAGAAUGGACCCUCCAAGAUAUCUAGACGCUUUGUUAAAGACAACUUUCCCCAGGAGGGUUCUUCCUUCUCGGGGCAGAGACUGCACAGUGAAGGAUUCUAUUCGUCAGUCAUCAUCGUGUCUAACAGCAGGUCCAGCAUACUGACCAAAGAGGCCUUUGAUGACAUCAUCAACCUGAACAACCGAGUAAACAACAUCUCUGUACAAGUAAACCAAAAAGAGUUCAAAUACGGCAAUUUAUGUUCAAAAUCGGACAGAAAUUGCGUGCCAAAUGACAUUCUAGAAAUAAUCAACUAUGAUGCUAGCAGAAUUGAGCAGAUAAACAUUUCUUACCCGUUGCAUGUUCUAAACUCUAAACCGAUAUUCCUGGGCUCUACACUCGGUGGGGUUGAAGACACAGUGAAUGGUGUGGUGAAAAGUGCCAAGGCUGUAAAACUCAUGUACUUCUUGGAAAAUCAAGAAACAGCAGGUGUAUGGUUAAAGGAAUUCCAGAGGCUACUGUCGGGUGAACGUGGAACCAUUAAUAUCAAGGUGUCAUACUUCACAUCACAAUCAAGGCAGGAAGAGAUUGAGAAACAUACCACAGAUGGAAUUCCAUUGUUCUCCAUCACAUAUGGCCUUGCUAUCGGCUUCUCUGUGCUAUCAAACCUAAGGCUGGAUAAUGUGAGGAACAAGCUGUGGGUGGCAGCUGUCGGAGUCCUGUCUGCUGGCUUGGCAGUCCUGUCCUCGUUUGGAUUGAUGCUCUACAUCGGGAUGCCCUUUGUAAUCACGGUGGCUAACUCCCCUUUCUUGAUACUCGGAAUUGGCGUCGAUGAUAUGUUCAUCAUGGUGUCUAACUGGCAGCAGACUCAGGCCCAGGACCCUGUGGUGACCAGAAUGGGCCGCACAUACAAAGAGGCAGCCAUGUCCAUCACCAUCACCACUCUGACAGACGUGCUGGGAUUCUGCGUCGGCCUCGCGUCCGACUUUCCGUCCGUCCAAAUGUUCUGUCUGUACACCGGCACGGCGGUCUUAUUCUGCUACGUCUACAACAUCACAUUCUUCGGAGCUUUUCUGGCGCUGAAUGGACGGAGAGAGGCCAGCAACAGACACUGGCUGACUUGCAUGGAGGUUUCUGCGAGGGAGGAUAACGAAUCCUGUAGUGGGUACAGUAUGUUCUGUGUGGGAGGUGAUUAUGAUAAAGACACUGGGGCUGAGAAAGAACAACCAAUGAAUCACUUCUUUAAGAAGUACUAUGGUCCGUUGAUGACAAAGCCCUGGACCAAAGCAGUUGUGGUAUUGAUUUAUAUGGGGUAUCUGGCAGUUAGUGUUUACGGCUGCUUAACCAUACAGCAGGGCAUUGAUCUUCGUGACUUGGCAGCUGACGAUUCCUACGUCAUCACAUACUAUGAUAACGAUAGGGAAUAUUUCUCUAAUUAUGGCCCUAAUGUCAUGGUCAUAGUCACUGAACAGUUCAGUUACUGGGAUAAAAGCAAGAGGUCUGACCUUUCCUCCUGCAUGGAUGAGUUUAGAAGUCUACGCUUCAUUGAAAGGGAUCUGUACACAUCCUGGCUUGACUCUUAUGAGGCCUACGGACGACAAACCAAACUGAACCUUGAUGAUGAACACGUCUUCCUUGCAAAUCUGUCUUCGUUUCUCAACGCGUUCCCCGACUUUAAGCAGGACGUCAACGUCACGGACGGUUUGGUCCGAGCGUCACGCUUCUUCAUCCAGACGCGUGACAUUGCCAACGCCAGCAUGGAAAUCGAAAUGUUCAACAGUCUAAAAGACGCGGUGAAGAGAUGCACCAUGGUUCCUUUAAUGGCCUAUCAUCUUGCUUUCAUCUAUUAUGACCAGUAUGAGGUCAUCGUGAGCGGCACUCUGCAGAACAUUGGGGUCACCACGGCGAUAAUGAUGGUCGUCUCUCUCCUGCUCAUUCCGAACCCUCUGUGUUCUCUCUGGGUGACGUUCUCCAUUGCCUCGGUCAUAGUGGGCGUGGCCGGUUUCAUGGCUCUCUGGGAUGUCAAGCUUGACUCGAUAUCCAUGAUCAUCCUGGUGGUCUGCAUAGGGUUCACCGUGGACUUCUCUGCUCACAUCUGUUACAGCUUCGUCUCCAGCACGAAACAGAGUGUGGACGAGAGAGUUGUUGACGCCCUCUUCACCCUAGGAUAUCCCAUAAUACAAGGAGCCGUGUCCACCAUUUUGGGAGUGGUGGUCUUGGCCGGGUCUAAGAAUCAUAUUUUCCGAACGUUUUUUAAGAUUAUGUUGUUGGUCAUGGUGUUUGGGUUGGUUCAUGGUUUGACUUUUAUCCCUGUGUUUCUGGGAUUGGCCUCCUGCUCACAUGACAACAAGAGUGCUCAGACACAGAAAGGCAAUGGCUGGAUAUUGCAAUAUAGCAAUAAGGUAAAUGAAAUCAAAGCGCAUAGCAAGAAUGUCAGCUAUGACAACAAAGCCUUUGCAACAAAUCAUAUUUGCUACCCGCAAAGCAUCAUUAGUACACAGCACACACACGUUUGUGUAACACAAACCAAUCAAAGUAAAACACUUUCAACCAGCAACUGGGGUACAGAUCCUGAUUGCCCAUGACAGCAGCAAAAUAAUUUUAAUAUAUUUCUGUGGCGGGCAGUAGAUUUUCAAAACCAUUAGCUGUUUGCUGUUUGUAUUGUGUCUAUGACAACCGUUCUCAUGACUAGCUGCCAUAAUUCUGUGAAGAAAGGUGAUUGAUGAUAACCACAUAACAUCAGUACUGUAUAAUCUGAUUUGCCAUAUACUAUUUAUGUGAUGUGCACACUAUCUAU